Molecule: messenger RNA, 1541 nt
Organism: Salvelinus fontinalis (brook trout)
Lineage: Eukaryota; Metazoa; Chordata; Actinopteri; Salmoniformes; Salmonidae
Product: pituitary adenylate cyclase-activating polypeptide type I receptor-like
Exons: 11
Coding region: 522-1514 (330 amino acids)
Biological process (GO): adenylate cyclase-modulating G protein-coupled receptor signaling pathway; cell surface receptor signaling pathway
Cellular component (GO): neuron projection; plasma membrane
Molecular function (GO): G protein-coupled peptide receptor activity; peptide hormone binding
Source: RefSeq, a predicted model, not a curated record
GAAAUGCGCAGCGCAUACUUCAUGAUCGAGCGACGUGACCACACGCAGUUAACCGCAGGGCAGUGGAAUGGCAUGAUUAAAUAUCAACAAUCAUAAUUCCCCGAACCGAGAUUCGAGUCACAGACGGAGUCAGAUCUGCGUUGAACACACAAUUUUCCAAUUAUCUUCAAUUCUCUAACUUUGCCCCUCUCUCUUGCAACGCGAAUACCCUCAUAAAUGGUGUCGAGUGAGGAGAACCUGCUUAACUGAACUCACAAGUUCCCUGGCCGACCGUCUGCGCCCUGAGGGAGUUGCUUUGCACCACGAAAGCGUGCGGUGUUGCGGUUCUCCUCCUCUCCCCUCCAACACUAAAAACCAAGAAGGAGAUUUCACUCAAAUCGUGCUGUGGUUUUAUGGAUAUCACCGUUGAGAUGAUCCCAAGCUGAGGCCAGAAAGCUGACCAGCAUCCUUGUCUGUCUGUGCAUCCUCAAGAGCUCACCUCCACAUCUGAUUGGACAAUUGGAGCUCCUGAGGAAAACAAAAUGUCUGCCGCUAUGAGCACCCCCCUCCUGGCCCUCCUCCUCCUCCUGCUGCCCUUGGUGUCUAGUCUCCACCACUCUGACUGUGUCAUCAAGAGAGAACACGAGAAAUGUAUGGAGAGGAUGGCAGAGGAUGACCCAGAAAACGAGCUAGAGUUUAGGUGCCCAUGGUUGUGGGAUAACCUGACGUGUUGGCAGCCUGCCCGGGUGGGAGAGGUGGUUGUGGUCAGCUGUCCAGAGCUCUUCAUCCAGUUCAUGAGCGAGGAGGACGAUGAGCUAGGGAAGGUGAGUCGUAACUGUACGGAGGGCGGCUGGUCUGAGACCUUCCCUCAUUAUGUGGAUGCCUGCAUGUUCGACGAACCCAACGGAACCCACGAGCAUCCGGACAUGUACUACGUGUCGGUGAAGGCUCUGUACACGGUGGGGUACAGCACCUCUCUGGUUUCUCUCUGUACAGCCAUGGUCAUCCUUUGCAGGUUCAGGAAGCUGCAUUGCACCAGGAACUUCAUCCACAUGAACCUGUUUGUGUCAUUCAUUCUGAGAGCCAUCUCUGUCUUCAUCAAGGACGGGGUUCUGUACGCAGAGGAGGACAGCAACCACUGCUUCUUACACACUGUGGAGUGUAAGGUGGUGAUGGUGUUCUUCCACUACUGUGUCCUAUCUAACUACUUCUGGCUGUUCAUUGAGGGCCUGUACCUCUUCACUCUGCUAGUAGAGACAUUCUUCCCUGAGAGAAGAUACUUCUACUGGUAUACCAUCAUUGGCUGGGGGACCCCCACUAUAUGUGUGGUGAUAUGGGCAGUACUCAGGCUGCACUUUGAUGACAUAGGGUGUUGGGAUAUGAAUGAUAAUGCUGGUAUCUGGUGGGUGAUUAAGGGACCUGUGCUGGCCUCUAUCAUGAUCAACUUUGUCCUCUUCAUCGGCAUCAUAAUCAUCCUGGUCCAGAAACUGCAGUCUCCAGACAUCGGUGGGAACGAAUCCAGUAUUUACCUGUAAGUCACAAGAAGUGUGCUUGUGUGUGAA